Molecule: messenger RNA, 1229 nt
Organism: Manduca sexta (tobacco hornworm)
Lineage: Eukaryota; Metazoa; Arthropoda; Insecta; Lepidoptera; Sphingidae
Gene: Chrac-16
Product: chromatin accessibility complex 16kD protein
Exons: 2
Coding region: 123-515 (130 amino acids)
Cellular component (GO): CHRAC; nucleus
Molecular function (GO): protein heterodimerization activity
Source: RefSeq, a predicted model, not a curated record
GCAAUACUACGUAAAACGUCAAAGUAACAGUUAUUACCUGUCAAAUUGUAAAUGUCAAUAGGAGACUAGUUUGUGACCGGCUUUUUGGAAUUUGUUUAACAUUUUCAAAGCGAUAAUACACCAUGGCUACUCCAAAAACCGAAAAGGAUUUACAUUUACCAUUAUCCAGAGUGAAAACUAUUAUGAAAAGUUCUCCAGAUGUAGAAGCAGUCGGACCAGAACCUUUGUAUUUAGUAACAAAAGUUACAGAAAUGUUUGUCAUAGAUUUAGCAAAACGAGCAUACAAAAACUGCAAAGGCAAUAACUUAGAAUACAAACACAUAGCUGAGGUAGUGCAGGAAGACGAUACAUUAGAUUUCCUCAGAGAGAUAAUGCCUCGAAAGAUUACGGUCAGGCAAUUCAAAGAAAUCAUGGCCAAGAAAGCAGCUAAGGGUGAUAGGUCGGACGAAUCAACAGAAGAGUCCAGCGAAGAGGAGAGUUCAGAAGAAAGUUCCAGUGGUAAUGAGGAAUCAUAGAAGAAAGCUUGGUUUAAGUUGAAUUACGUUAGGAAUUUGUUUUUGGUAUGAUGCGUUGCUUGUGAGUUACGAUGGAAUUAUGCCUGUAUGGAAAAAUUAGCACCGACAUCCAGAAUGUACAAAUACAGUCUGACUCUACUCUGUCUUUUCAGUUGUAUGUUUAAAUUAGACAGCAGUAAUGCUUGAGAUAUAAACAACCACAUGAGCCGCUGAACAAAUUCGAAACUUCAAAUCUAAUUUAUGCAUGUUAGAUAAAUAAAUAUCUUCUCAAAUCUCUUCAGGCUGUCUGGAAGAGAUCGCUUUUUAGCGAUAAGACCGCCUAUUUGUGCACUUUUUUUAUAUGAUGAAAUAAUUGUGUUCAUUUUUCUGUGUUUGGUGUAUACUAUAAAGUAUUUCAUUCAUUCCUUCAAUCUCCACAUUACAUUAAUAAGAUUACUCUUGGAAAUGUAGGAUGCCAGUUAUUCAGCAUUUUUGUUACCUUUUUUUUAAAUUUAUAAUUCAGUAAUUCCAUUAUCAAACAUCUAUAACACUGUGUUGUUAUGUCAGUAUUUCAGUCAUAAUGUGUGAUAUGUAGGAGCAAACAAGUUUAAUCAUUUUUAUGUUGAUAGUAAUUUUUGUAUUUGUAUUUGAACUGUGUUUCUAUGAAUGUUAGUUCAUUUUGUUUGAAGUAUGAUAUGUGACAUUAAAUAAUAAAUAUUAUUAUUAUUUUUUUAA